AUGUCAGCUAGCGAAUCUUGCACACGUUUGACAGAAGCUCAUUCAAAAUCAUUAUUGAAUAAUCAUGAUACAUUUUUAUUCGAUUGUGACGGUGUCCUUUGGAAUUUUCCAGAAAUCUUUCCCGGUGCUGUUGAAUUGCUGAAUUAUCUGACCGAACACGGCAAACAACUGUUUUUCGUUACAAAUAAUUCAACUAAAACGCAAGAUGACUAUGCAAAGCGUUUCAAUGACAUUGGAUAUAAAGCCAAGCCUGAGCAAAUUAUUUGCACGGCAUGGCUUACGGCGCAGCAUUUGAAGUCUAUUGACUUUAAGGGAAGAUGCUAUGUGUUAGGAAUGCAUUCUAUGGCACAUGAAUUGGAACGAGAAGGUUUUGAAAUCUGUGGUGGUAUCGGACCUGACCCAUUAGCUUCGGAUGCGACUGCAAUCAAAACAGACAAACUGAACUUAGAUCCGAAUGUCAAUUGCGUCAUAUCUGCUCUUGAUCUUCACGUUAGCUACAUUAAAAUUCUCAAAGCAGCCACUUAUCUCAACCGCCCAAAUGUUCUCUUUUUGGCAACGAACGACGAUGCUAGUCUUCCUCAAAGUGAUGAAGUCAUCAUGCCGGGUGCAGGAACAAUCUUAGCUUCUGUUGCAACCGCAGCGUGCCGUUCGCCGACUAUACUUGGUAAACCGCAUGCACCUAUGUUUGAUGCCAUUCGUUCGGUCUUUCCAAAUGUUGAUCCCAAACGAACAGUUAUGAUUGGUGAUCGGGUUGAAACCGAUAUCGCUUUUGGUAAUCGACAAGGUACAACAACAUUACUUGUCUUUAGCGGAGCAACAAGCGAGAAAUAUUUGGAUAGCCUUAAACAAGGUGAUGAACGAGAUCUUUUACCUAGUUUUUGCGUGAAAGAUGUUCAGCAAUUUUUAAACUUUCUCAAAUCAAACUAA
Molecule: messenger RNA, 927 nt
Organism: Adineta ricciae
Lineage: Eukaryota; Metazoa; Rotifera; Eurotatoria; Adinetida; Adinetidae
Source: the annotation of a GenBank genome assembly